CAAAUAAAUGCACUUUUUACCAUCUCUCAACUACCUACCUUUUACCAUUGUCGCUCAAUUUUACAUACAUAACAUUUUAAAAACAUAAAUUUGUCAUUUUAUCUUUAAUUUUAGAGAAAACAUCAAGUCCCGGUUGCACAAAAGCCUGUUAGAUUUUAACCAUGAUUAAAUGCAACAAGAAUCAAUCAGGGAAGCCUUCAUCUCUGAUUGGUUCUCGUGGCCUUUAAUCUUGAUUAAUAUUAAACAUCCUUCUGUGCAACCGAACUCACAACUUUUUCCAUAGAAAACUGAUGUGUAGCCAGCAUUAAAUUUUGUUACAAAAUUGUGGCAGCUGGAUAACUUAGAAAAAAGAAUAAAUUUAAUGAAUUUCAACCAGCUGCAAAUUAGAAACAUGAAUGCUGGUUGCUAAGCUAUUUUCUUAUCAAAUCAAUCAAAUUCUUGUAGUGUUCAAAAGUAUGCUGGUAUAAAUUUCAAGUGAUAUUCACACAAACUUUUUAAACUUUUUUUGGAAGUAGGACAAAAUUUAAAAAGUACUAAACAUGAGGGAAUGCAUUUCAGUACACGUUGGCCAAGCCGGCAUCCAGAUUGGCACAUCUUGCUGGGAGCUGUAUUGCCUGGAGCACGGCAUCGAGCCGGACGGCAGUAUCAAAAAUUCUGAAAAAUCAAACGUCGACAAUUGCUAUGACACAUUCUUCUUUGAAACAGAACGCGGCAAGAAAAUACCCCGAGCAACUCUGGUUGACCUGGAACCAACAGUCAUUGAUGAAGUGAAGAAUGGUCACUACAAAGAUCUGUUCCACCCUGAACAGCUGAUUCGAGGCAAGGAGGAUGCAGCCAACAAUUAUGCCAGAGGCCAUUACUCGGUGGGCCAGGAGAUCAUUGAAAACGUGAUGGAUCACCUGCGCAAGUUGUCCGACAACUGUUCUGGACUGCAGGGGUUCUUCGUGUUCCACUCUUUUGGAGGCGGGACCGGGUCCGGGUUCAGUUCUCUGCUCUUGCAGAAUCUUUCUGAUGUCUAUGGCAAGAAGAGCAAGCUGCAGUUUGCUGUCUACCCUGCACCACAGGUAUCAACAGCAGUAGUGGAGCCUUACAACGCUGUGCUAACCACGCACAAUUCUAUGGACAAUGCGGACUGCGCCUUCAUAGUGGACAACGAGGCGAUCUACGACAUAUGUCGGCGCAAACUGGGCAUUGAGCAUCCUGCCUAUAUCAACCUUAAUCGGCUGAUUGGUCAGGUGGUGUCGUCCAUCACAGCCUCGUUGCGAUUUGACGGCGCCUUAAAUGUGGACCUGACUGAGUUUCAGACAAACCUCGUUCCCUACCCAAGGAUCCACUUUCCACUGACCGCUUAUGCGCCCGUGUGUUCGGCGGAUAACGCUUAUCAUGAAGGCAUGUCAGUGGGCGAGAUCACGUCGGAGUGCUUUGAGCCAGCCAGUCAGAUGGUGAAAUGCAACCCGCGUGACGGCAAGUACAUGGCUUGCUGCCUGCUGUAUCGCGGCGAUGUGGUCCCCAAGGAUGUCAACAGCGCCAUAGCCGCCAUCAAGUCCAAGGCCAACGUGCGGUUUGUCGACUGGUCGCCCACUGGAUUCAAGGUUGGCAUCAACUACCAGCCACCGACAGUAGUUGCAAACGGCGACCUAUCUCCGAUGCAGCGCGCCGUGUCAAUGCUGAGCAACACGACGGCCAUCUCGGAGGCGUGGAGCAAACUCAACCACAAGUUCGAUCUGAUGUUCAGCAAGCGCGCCUUCGUGCACUGGUACAUCACCGAGGGCCUCGAAGAGGGAGAGUUCCAGGAGGCCAGGGAAGACUUGGCGGCGCUUGAGCGGGACUACGACGAGGUGGCGGCCGAGUCUCAGCAGAGUGGUGACGAGUAUUGACUCGAGCCACCUCGCGAGGCUGCCGAGUCUCAGCGAGCGGCGACGAGUUUUGACUCGAGUCACCUCGCGAGACUACGAGAAGGUGACUGUCGAGUCUCAGAUGCUACGACGAGGUGCCAGCUGAGUCUCAGCAGAGAGGCGAUACCUCGAUACACCUUGAAGUUUUGUCUCGACCCACCUCGGAGUCUUGACUUGACCAACAUCGGAGAUUUGACUCGACACACCUCGUACCUUUCAGUAUUCCAAUGGUCUUUGGAAAACACGAACAUGAUUCAACAUGAAUCACUUUGUACCUCUUAGUAUUUCAAUGGUCUUUAAAAAACUCAACAAACUAAUGCUUGUCCGCUUGUCUUGUCGAACAGUUCUGUUUCAAAAAUAUCGCAAAAUUAAAUGUUUUGUAAUCUAGCUUCAAUGUGGAGCAUCUUAUCUAAGACAAAUAAAAUUAUUUGUAUUUGGCUGAAUAAAAAGUCUAGAUUUUAAAAAAAA
Nilaparvata lugens (brown planthopper) is the source of this 2363-nucleotide messenger RNA. RefSeq names its product tubulin alpha-8 chain. The coding region runs from base 540 to 1877 and encodes 445 amino acids. Gene Ontology annotation, molecular function: GTP binding; structural constituent of cytoskeleton. Gene Ontology annotation, cellular component: microtubule; cytoplasm. The transcript has 6 exons. The record is from RefSeq and is a predicted model, not a curated record. Lineage: Eukaryota; Metazoa; Arthropoda; Insecta; Hemiptera; Delphacidae. Gene Ontology annotation, biological process: microtubule cytoskeleton organization; mitotic cell cycle.